AUGUGUGAUAUUAGUCUUAUGGAUAAACCUUGGUUAAUCUUAGGUGAUUUUAAUACAAUUCUUUCUAUUGAUGAGAAAAAAGGAGGUACGAAUCCCAUUUCUGCUGAAAUGAGAUAUAUUCAAGAUUGUGUUGAUUAUUGUGGUUUGAUUCAAGCUCCCAAAAGCGGUCUGGAGUUCUCCUGGUGCAAUGGUAGGGCUGGAAUUGGUACUAGAGGGAUAUCUGACCAUAGUCCUAUUAUUGGUGCUGAUGUUGUCAUUCCUAGAGCUCUCAAUCCACCAUUUAGAUUUCAAAAAAUGUGGCUGACUUAUCCUGAUUUUAUGCAAGUGAUCUUAGAUUCAUGGAAUGAAGAAAUUUAUGGCAAUCCCAUUUAUGUGUUUAUGAAUAAGCUUAAAAGAUUUAAAAAAUUUCUAAGGGUGUGGAAUUGGGAGGUUUUUGGUGAUGUGAAGGAAAAUCUUAGAAAAGCUGAAGAAAAGGUGAUAGAGCAAACUUUGAAAUAUGAUAAUGACCCUACUGAUAUUAGUCAGCUAAAUAACCUUGUGACUGCUAGAGGGAAGUAUGAUAUGGCUGUCAAUAACUAUAAUACUUUCCUCAGGGAUAAUUCUAAGUUUUUCUAUACAAGUAUCAAGAUAAUACAAGCUCAGAACUCUAUAUAUGAAAUAGAAGACUCUACUGGUAAUCUUAUUACUGAUCAAAAUGGUAUCUCAAAUGUGUUGAUUGAUUAUUUUAGCCAGAAAUUUGCUCAUGAGGAUGUUCAUUGA
Papaver somniferum (opium poppy) is the source of this 759-nucleotide messenger RNA. RefSeq lists its product as uncharacterized. Bases 1 to 759 code for a protein of 252 amino acids. The transcript has 2 exons. The record is from RefSeq and is a predicted model, not a curated record. Lineage: Eukaryota; Viridiplantae; Streptophyta; Magnoliopsida; Ranunculales; Papaveraceae.